This is a messenger RNA of Didymosphaeria variabile, 357 nucleotides long. RefSeq names its product vacuolar ATPase V0 domain subunit c (gene CUP5). The transcript has 3 exons. The record is from RefSeq and is a predicted model, not a curated record. Bases 1 to 357 code for a protein of 118 amino acids. Gene Ontology annotation, cellular component: proton-transporting V-type ATPase, V0 domain. Gene Ontology annotation, biological process: proton transmembrane transport. Gene Ontology annotation, molecular function: proton-transporting ATPase activity, rotational mechanism. Lineage: Eukaryota; Fungi; Ascomycota; Dothideomycetes; Pleosporales; Didymosphaeriaceae.
AUGGGUGUCCUCCGACCUGACCUCAUCGUCAAGAACAUUAUCCCCGUCGUCAUGGCUGGUAUCAUUGGUAUCUACGGUCUCGUCGUCUCUGUCCUGAUCUCCAACGACCUCGCACAGGGCACCUCGCUCUUCACCAACUUCAUUCAGCUUGGUGCUGGUCUCUCCGUCGGUCUUGCGGGUAUGGCUGCUGGUUUUGCUAUCGGAAUCGUCGGUGAUGCUGGUGUACGAGGAACUGCUCAGCAGCCCCGGUUGUUCGUCGGCAUGAUCCUGAUUCUCAUUUUUGCCGAAGUUUUGGGUCUUUACGGUCUCAUUGUUGCCCUGCUCAUGAACUCUCGUGGUGCCGAUGGCAAGUGCUAA